Messenger RNA from Panicum hallii, 2462 nucleotides. RefSeq names its product glutamine--fructose-6-phosphate aminotransferase [isomerizing] 2-like. Gene Ontology annotation, molecular function: L-glutamine:D-fructose-6-phosphate transaminase (isomerizing) activity; carbohydrate derivative binding. The transcript is spliced from 11 exons. The record is from RefSeq and is a predicted model, not a curated record. Bases 228 to 2261 code for a protein of 677 amino acids. Lineage: Eukaryota; Viridiplantae; Streptophyta; Magnoliopsida; Poales; Poaceae. Gene Ontology annotation, biological process: fructose 6-phosphate metabolic process; protein N-linked glycosylation; UDP-N-acetylglucosamine metabolic process.
CCAUCGAAACGACGCGGCGGCUUCUUCUCCUCUUCCUCGAUCUUCCUCCGCACUCGUCUUCUCCGGCCGGCGGACGCAGACUACAUAACCCGAUUCUCUUCUCGUAGGGCCUGUACAGAAGAAAACCACUGCUACUAGCCUAACAAUUCCUUGCCCCGUACAGUGCCUAGAACCUUUCUCUCCUCCGGAGCAGAAGGUUCUAGAAGCCCCGCCCGCCCCCGGCCAGGAUGUGCGGGAUCUUCGCCUACCUCAACUACAAUGUGUCGCGGGAGCGCCGCUACAUCCUCGAGGUCCUCUUCAACGGCCUCCGCCGCCUCGAGUACCGCGGCUACGACUCCUCCGGGAUCGCGCUCGACGCGGACCGCACAGCGCCCUCCUCCUCUGCUUCUCCUUCUGAUGCGCCGUACACCGGCGCGCCGCCGCUUGUCUUCCGCGAGGAGGGCAAGAUCGAGAACCUCGUGCGAUCCGUCUACUCCGAGGUUGAUGAGAAGGAUGUGAACCUGGAUGCUGCAUUCAGCGUGCAUGCCGGGAUUGCCCACACCAGAUGGGCCACACAUGGUGUGCCUGCCCCAAGGAACAGCCACCCUCAAUCUUCCGGUGCCAGUGAUGAGUUCUUGGUCGUCCACAAUGGCAUCAUCACGAACUAUGAGGUCCUGAAAGAGACACUAACUAGGCAUGGUUUCACCUUUGAGUCUGAUACAGAUACAGAAGUCAUACCUAAACUAGCAAAAUUUGUUUUUGAUAAAUCUCAUGAUGAAGAAGGUGAUGUGACAUUUAGCCAAGUUGUUAUGGAAGUUAUGAGGCAGCUGGAAGGAGCUUAUGCACUUAUCUUUAAAAGUCCACACUAUCCAAACGAAUUGAUUGCAUGCAAACGAGGCAGCACACUGAUACUUGGUGUUAAUGAAUUGAGUGGUCAACAAAAUGGGAAACCAUUUCAUGACGUCAAAACCUUGACAACAAAUGGAAAGCCCAAAGAACUAUUUUUCUCCAGUGAUCUGUGUGCUAUUGUAGAGCAUACGAAGAACUAUUUAGCUCUUGAAGAUAAUGAAAUUGUGCAUAUUAAGGAUGGCAGUGUGUCUAUCCUAAAGUUUGACCCUCACAAAGAGAAGCCAGCAUUUGUGCAACGAGCAUUGUCUGUUCUUGAGAUGGAAGUUGAGCAAAUAAAGAAAGGAAGUUAUGAUCACUUCAUGCAAAAAGAAAUCCAUGAACAACCACAUUCGUUAACAACAACAAUGAGGGGCAGGCUAAAGGAUGGUGGGGUUCUUUUAGGUGGACUGAAGGAGCAUCUCAAAACAAUUAGGCGCUGUAGAAGGGUGGUUUUUAUUGGCUGUGGUACAAGUUACAAUGCUGCCUUAGCUGCAAGACCUUUUGUGGAAGAACUGACCGGUAUUCCUGUGACUAUGGAGGUUGCAAGUGACUUGCUGGACAGACAAGGUCCCAUCUAUAGGGAAGACACUGCAGUUUUUGUUAGUCAGUCAGGGGAGACAGCAGAUACCCUCCUUGCUCUUGAUUAUGCACUAGAAAACGGUGCCCUUUGUGUUGGCAUAACAAAUACUGUUGGAAGCACACUGUCGAGAAAAACACACUGUGGAGUUCAUAUCAAUGCUGGUUGUGAGAUUGGUGUUGCCAGUACCAAGGCAUAUACAAGUCAGAUAGUUGCCAUGGCGAUGAUGGCUUUGGCUAUUGGAUCUGAUCAAAUAUCCACUCAAGCUAGAAGGAAUGCUAUCAUCAGUGGACUUACCAGUCUUCCAAGCUGUGUCAGUGGAGUUCUCAAACUUGAUGCUGAGAUGAAGGAGCUUGCCUCUUCCUUGAUCGAUUCAGAGUCCCUCCUUGUGUUCGGAAGAGGUUAUAACUAUGCCACUGCAUUAGAGGGCGCCCUCAAAGUUAAGGAGGUCGCGCUGAUGCACAGCGAAGGCAUGCUUGCUGGUGAGAUGAAGCAUGGGCCACUGGCACUGGUGGAUGAAAACCUUCCCAUCAUUGUCAUUGCGACACGUGAUGCAUGCUUCAGCAAGCAACAAUCGGUCAUCCAGCAGCUACUUUCACGCAAGGGGCGCCUGGUAGUGAUGUGCUCAAAGGGAGACGCGUCUGCCGUAUGCCCUAAUGGGUCCUGCAGGGUUAUUGAAGUUCCAGGAGUUGCAGAUUGUCUCCAACCUGUGAUUAACAUAAUUCCACUACAGUUGCUUGCAUACCAUCUGACUGUUCUCCGUGGAUUCGAUGUGGACCAACCAAGGAAUCUGGCGAAGAGCGUGACCACACAGUAGGUAGGGGUAGAGGAGAUGGGUGGCGUGUAUCCAUCCCUAUGUUGUAUCGAGCAGGGUUUUAGGUUAGCGCCAUUUUGCUUACUGUAAUUAUUUAUUAUUAUUCUUGGGGUGGGUAAGUAUUACAGAAUGUUAAAAAAGUGACUGAAAUGCAUGGUGCAAAUGGUAGUAUUUGAGAAAGAAAUGUGCAGGAGUUUGUGCGCC